This is a messenger RNA of Prorocentrum cordatum, 1359 nucleotides long. Lineage: Eukaryota; Dinophyceae; Prorocentrales; Prorocentraceae. The record is from the annotation of a GenBank genome assembly.
AUGCCAGCGGACCAGGCUGAAAGCGGGGCCGCGCAGCCGCUGGGCGCUGGCGCGGCGACGCCCGACGGGACCCCGACCAAGCGAGGGAGCCGCGCCAGCGUGCCCGCCGCGCGGACGCCGUCGAAGGGCAAAGCCGGCCGCACGCCGCCGGCAGGACCUAGCCCGGCACCCCGAGCGCCCAACCAUCCUCAUCACCCUCUGGCGCAUCGAGGCCUCGGCGACGCGAGCGGCGCGGCGCCGCGCGCCCCCUUCUCGGACCCGUACUGCGUGUGCCAGCUGCAGGGGAAGCCCAAGAUGAGGUUCCGGACGCGGACCAUCACGGACUGCCGGACGCCCAUUUGGAAUCACAGCUACGUGUUCACGGACUGGGGCCCGCACGACGAGGUGCAGUUCAAAUUGCUGGAUGAGGAUGAGGACAAGAGCAGCGGGGCCGACGACGUCUUGGGCAACGCGACGUUCACGAGCGACAUGCUGGACGAACAUGCCGCGUUCUCAGGGGUGCUGCCCCUGCAGGACCCCUGCCUCGACGGCGCCGUGACCCGCCGCGCGAGCCGCGGGGCCGGGCACCUGAAGGUGAGCGUGCAGGUUGAGCUGGCUGAGGACGACGAUGUCUUCCAGGAGUUCCGCACGCGACCCCGGGUGCGGCAGUCCGCGGCGAUGCAGGCUUUGCAGGCCGAGGUGAACCAGCUGCAGCAGGUUCUGCCAGACACCGUCUGCACUGUGGACCUUGUGGACUGCGACCUGUUCAAUUGGGAGAUUGCGCUGGCAGGCAUGCAGUCCUACUACGAUCAAGUCGUCCGCGAGGCUUGGACUCGCACCGUUGGAGAGCACCACCUGGGGGACGCCGGCGCAGAGCGCAGCGGUGCAGAGUAUGUGUUGGCCUACAGCCCACAGCCUGGCAAGCACGGGGUCAGGAGCAUCGGGAGCACGGGCGGUAACGAGGAGCACGAGGAGGACGAGGAGUACGAACAGGAGCGUGCGGAAAAGCAGGGAAAGGGCGGCUACCGGAUGGACGCGGUGUCAGUGGAGUUCGGUGCGGGCGCAUGCGCGGCCACGAGCGCGCUUCGGGGCUCGCUCAAGGACCAGAACGGCACCGUCUGUCCGUCCCUGGUGGGCCACGGCGACGCGCUGCAGCUCGUCCUGGGCCUCCUGUCUCUGCUGACGCUGCCGCUGCCAGAGCAGGUUCGCAUUGUAUUCAAGCUUGGGGUGAGACGUCUCACCCACAGAGUGCAGGCUGCGAACAGUAUGAUUGGCAAUUCAGGACAGGCAGGGCAGGAGAACCCGAACGCGGCCUACGCACUCAAGCAAGUGCGACGCAGCGCGGAGGGACUCAGCGCUCUGAACUCCGAAUCCGCUUGA